UAUUCCUUUAGUAAUUUCCAGCCUUCCCUUGAGUUGAUAUUCUUACCAUGAUGCUCUCUUGCUGAUUGUUGUUCAUUGAAAGUCUAUUUGGUUGUUAAGAAGUCUAGUAUGAUACCUUUAUGUUUAGAAUCUAAGUAUCUGGUAUUUCUUCAACCUCCCGCUGUGUGUUGCCUGCUGUUGAAAAUUCAUUUAAAAUAUCAUAUGGUUUUAGUGUAUAGGCUUGCCGAGUGAAGUAGUGUUCUAAAUGGUGUACUACAAUAAAUUCUUGUAUUCGGUAACCUGCUUCAUGGUACCAGAAACACUGCAAGAUGAGGUUCUCGGAAAGAUGGGUGCACCACCAAAGAGCGAAGUACCUAUUAUUGCACCCAAUGAGCUUUCUGAUGCCGAUGGUUUACUGUUUGGUUUCCCUACUAGAUUUGGAAUGAUGGCUGCACAGUUCAAAGCAUUUUUAGAUGCAACCGGAGGUUUAUGGAGGACACAACAGUUAGCAGGCAAACCUGCAGGAAUUUUCUACAGCACUGGUUCUCAAGGAGGUGGACAAGAGACUACCGCCUUGACAGCCAUCACUCAGCUUGUUCACCAUGGAAUGGUGUUUGUGCCAAUUGGGUACACAUUUGGAGCUGGCAUGUUUGAGAUGGAGCAGAUCAAGGGUGGCAGCCCCUAUGGUGCAGGAACUUAUGCCGGGGAUGGCACAAGACAACCUUCUGAACUCGAACUACAGCAAGCUUUCCACCAGGGAAAGUAUUUCGCCAGCAUUGCCAAGAAACUCAAGGGGACUACUGCUUGACUAUGGACUCUGUUUAGUACUCUAUACAUGCACAUUUUCUUUGUUACUUAAAUUCCCAUGGCAGAAUUUCACUUUCCAAAAUAACUUUGUGCUUUGUUGGAUAUAUUUGUUGUCACAAUAUUACUAAAAAGUUUGUAUAUUUAUUGUCAUGGUAUAAAGCCCAAUUCUAUCUAUAGAGUA
Rosa rugosa (rugosa rose) is the source of this 967-nucleotide messenger RNA. RefSeq names its product NAD(P)H dehydrogenase (quinone) FQR1-like. The coding region runs from base 245 to 787 and encodes 180 amino acids. The transcript has 3 exons. NCBI's taxonomy places the organism in Eukaryota, Viridiplantae, Streptophyta, Magnoliopsida, Rosales, Rosaceae. The record is from RefSeq and is a predicted model, not a curated record. Gene Ontology annotation, molecular function: NAD(P)H dehydrogenase (quinone) activity; FMN binding.